AGAAAUUAGGUAAAUUUUUGUCAGGAAAAAGGCAUUAUUUUGUAUUUUUAUCAGGAGAAAUAGUAAUAGAAUAGGAAUCUGCAUAGUUCUUUAUAGGGCUGUUUAAAAAAAAGCGAAAAAAAAGGGUUAAAAUUGAAGUUAUAAUGGAAUUUCAAGAAAGAUUAUUAGGUAGUUCAUCAGAGACGCAAAUGACGGGACAAUCAGGCUCUUUUUCGGAUUGUAACAUGUCAGAAAGAGAUUCUAUGUUGCUACAGGAGCUGAAUGGUGUAAAAAACCUGAAUAAAGUAAUUGAAAAGGUGAUUUGUGGGUUAUUAAAAGUGCAAGAAGAUAUGGAGCAUGUUGAUAAAACUGUUAAAGAUGUGGAUAAACUUCUUGAGAAAUGGAUAAAAAUUUUAAAUCAAACAGAACAUACUCAAAGAUUAAUAUUAAAUAAAAAAUGGCAUGGAGCAACAAAAGAUAUUUUAGAUGCAGAAAAUGAGCUAUUAAAAAUGAAAGAACAAGCACAAGAAACAAAGUCUUUUGAAGUUUCGGAGAAAAAAAUCAAGGAAACAAAAAGGGAAUUAUCUAAUAUAUCUUAUAUAAGUAAUUCUGACAAAAUGGAUGAUAAAAGAAAGGUGAAACAGAAAGAAACAACAAAAACAUAUACUCAUAAUAGAAAACUAUUUUCGACAACAAAUAAAACAUAGUCUGAAAAAUAAGGGAAAAAUUUUUCUAAAAUGAUAUGUUCUUAUGAAAUGAGCAUUUUAAAAAGAAACAGUUAAUAAUAUCGAUUAUACAUAAAUGAAAUUGAUUUUGUACUAUCUUUUACUUUAAAAAAUAAG
This is a messenger RNA of Pneumocystis murina B123, 821 nucleotides long. RefSeq lists its product as hypothetical. Gene Ontology annotation, biological process: mitotic cell cycle. Gene Ontology annotation, cellular component: DASH complex; mitotic spindle. The transcript has 3 exons. Lineage: Eukaryota; Fungi; Ascomycota; Pneumocystomycetes; Pneumocystales; Pneumocystaceae. The record is from RefSeq and is a predicted model, not a curated record. Bases 144 to 686 code for a protein of 180 amino acids.